GUUUUUGCUGAACUUUGACCAUCUCAUAAAGGGCUCAGGUAUGGUGGGAUACUUCCCAAAGUGCGAGGUUGCCCCCCUUAUGUUAUUAUCCCGCGCUCGAGUAAAUCCCAAAAUCCUCGCUUUGUCUCCCCUUCUACUAGGUACUGCAACACCUAGUAGAUGGGGAGACAUACUCCGACUACUGCAACCUCUUUUUGUAAAAGGUUCAAUGACAAUAAUUAAAAAAAUAAACGUCUAAAAAUAAAAAAAUGUCCCCCCACUGACUAACCGUUUCUAACACAUAAAAUAUAGAAUUCUUACAAAAAAAAUCUAUUUUAUUAAAGUUCUGCUUAUUAUUAUAACAUAUUGAUAAAACACAGCAAACAUGGGAACUGUGUUGGUGCGGACUUAAUAACAACAGUUGAUUUACGUGAACUGCCAUAAGUUCGGUUCCCUAAUGCUUUUCAUACAUGAAUGAUAGUAAAAUAGAUGAACUGAAGAUAGCCAUGGAGGAAGACGGCGACCAGGCAAGAAGGCCCGUGGAGGAGCCGCACGAGGAGUGGGCGCCAUGGAGCCUGGUGGUGCCAACCAAGAACCUCAACGCACCGCCGCCUGUCACCGUCAGAACUGCUCCUGGACCGGCAUGGGACAUUGCGCAGGUCCUCAAGGCUGCCUGUUUACUAUGCAAGCCACCGGUUCCAGUUGACUUAAAGGAUGAGCAAGAUAUGCGUUGCGUUUAUUCGCUCAUCUACGAUGUCUUCAGAUAUAAAUCCAUACUGAAUCAAGCAAUAGAGGACAUCGAAUUCUUCGGCCAUUUUCCAGAGAUUUCAAAGCAUCGUCACUCGGUAUGGCUCUUUCUCAUGGAGUUGGCUAGACGCCGGUGGGUAGCCAGGCCGAGGAACGAGAUCGAACGCGCCCGUGCCCUCCUGGAAGCAGCCGGGUCGCCUUUCAAGGAUAUUGAGAGCAUCGUGUGGCAGCAGCGCGUACACUUUGCCGCGGCAAUCGCAAGGAUACGCAUCAAGAACAAAGCCUACUCAUUAUCGGAACUUUUGCCUCCUCACCUGCGCGAAGAGCGCAUAUCCGCGUGCGUCAACAAGGAAACUGUCACUGGUUGGGUCAACACAUUUAAGGAAAAGAAAGUCGCUUUGCUGGUGAAGAGGUUGCAAGAACUCGGCUAUUCCUACAGUAACUCGCGUCAGCUAUGCGCAGGAGAGUAUAGGUUCGAUCGCGUAUGUCCCAGAUUUAUCACAUUGCGACCACCACAUAAUGCCGGUAUAGGUCAGCUGGAUCUUGUGAGAGAUGGCGUUAUAGUGUUACAGGAGCGGGAAUUCUGUGAAGGUGCUUCGACCUUGUGUCGAGCUCUCCGCGCGAACUGCCUCCAAGGCGUGGUGGCGCAAAGUCACGCGUCGUCGCCGCGCUGCUCGGCGUACCUAGCGGCGCAGCUGCGGGAGCUCGCCGCCGUGUUGAAGGCCAAGGCACCGCCCGCGCCGGCGACUCCACAACUAGGAAAACUGGUGGUGUUCGGAGCGGGGGAUAAAGUAGAGAGCUACGUAUGCGCUCUCCGAAACUUGGGUAUUGACGCGUCCGAUUUACCCCAUUCCGGAGCCCCGGUCUGUGUGUUGAGCGAGCCGGUGCACUGCGAGACUCCAGCGGUAGCCAACGCUCUGAAUGGAGUAGUCGCAGUUCUGGCAACUCCACCCAACUCCUACUCUGCUGUCACAGACCCUAUAGACUUGGUGUGUGGACGAGGCGGUGACUUAACUAUGCUAGAGAUUCUCACUGAAUCGGAAAUCGACAACAACGGAAAAGCACGUGUGCAGUCGAUAUUAGAAGAACAAAAGAGGACUUUAAAAACUUUAUUAUCAAAACCACAGAUUCAGUUGAUCCUGUAUGAGACACAUUCGGCAUUGGAAGCAGAGAAUCAAGCGCAAGUGACACGGGCGGUCGCUGAAGCUAAUCGACUGGCGAGGGAACGACACGCUCUGAUGAAGAAGAAGCACAGAGACCAUCAUCAUAGUCCAAAGAAGGAAGUGAGUGAGGUAGUCGGCACCGAGUCAUCCGAAUCUUUGGACAAUGUUUUGAAUCGAUCCGAUGACACAGAGAAAGAUGUCGAAGACAACUUGUCAGUGACUAGCUCUUCACCUAAAAGUCGUUCGUCUCCGCCAACCACGACUAGGACAAGGCCCCCUAGCGGAGAAACUGUGCUGAAGAAACAACAAAGCAUGGAUGUCGGUUCUAGACCUGGAACUACCCCCGCCAGGCCCAUUCCUGAGAUGCCAGAAGAAAACAAACAGUUCCCAAGGGACCCUAAUAAAGAUAUCCCAGGAAUUGUUGUGCCAGACUGUGAUUUGUUCGAAAUGACAACGUUGCCAAAUUUAGGAAAUGGUUUAGACAUCAACUACAUUUUAGAUAGAGACGGUUGCUACCUGGGCCUCAUCCAGAGGAAGGAGAUCACCCGGCUAGACGCCAAGUACAUGAUCCGCGUGGCGGAGGAGCGCGGGCUGUUCGGGCAGGGGACCGCAGCACCCGCGCCCGCGCGCCGACGCCGUCCGCCCACUGAAACCGCGCCACGACGAAAAACCAAGAAACACGUAUUCGAGGUGGAGCGCGUAGCGGCGCCUACUUACGCGUCGCUGUGCCGUUCAACACGGCGCGGCAGUGCACCCGCGUGGUUAGAGAGCGAGCGGCCUUCUCCACAACGUGUGUGCAGUCGGCACGCGCGCCGCCAGGCCGCCGCCGCCGCAGUCUGCGCGGCCUCCUGCACCUGCGACGCACACCACAGACGGCAACAGCGGCGUGCCUCAGCGGACACAGGAGCGGGCUCAGGGGCGGAUGCGCCGGUGCGGCCCCCCUCUCCGCCCUGCCGCCGGCCCUUCCCGCUCGUCGUGCACGAACUACGCCUCAAAACAAUCGUCCCCAACUCGAAGAUCUACGCCCUUGCCAAUUACUGAUCUUAUACUUACAACAAAAGAAGUUACCACAAAUUGUUAAAAUUUCUCAAAAGAUUGAGAAUUUUAUAGUGCGAUUCAAACUAAAUAGCGGCUGUGAAGUUAGUCUAAGUCACGUCGCAGUAUAAAAAAUGUAGGAUACUGUCCGGGCGUCGGAUAUCAUAAAACUAAAACCUGCGCAUAGAUGAGCUCGUUGCUAACUUCACAACCGCCAUAAAGUUUGAAUCGUACUAUACACAUAAAGCUAAGUCACAUACCCCCUUAUUAAUAAAUGGAUUUGUUACUCCAUGUUUUGUCUCUGUCCAUUGAGUGACAAAUGACAUUUGAGUGAUAGGAACAAAACACGGUGUAACUAGUCAAAGCUUAUUCCGCGUUUAUUAAUAAGAGGGUCGGAGUUUUCGAUAACUUUAUCUAUGACAAUCUGUACGUACACGCAGCAGCUCUUCAGACUACGGAAACUGCCAAAUAUGUGAUCCAUAAUCAACCUUAGUCAUUGGGUUUAAAGUUCAAGAUAGGUCGCAGAAUUUCGACAUUUCGUAGUAGUUACAAGUUCUUGAGAAAUAUUUUGUGCAAAUAGACAAACACAACACCUAGCGUCUUGCGUGGCUUAACUUUCAAUUGAAACUUAAUUGACAAUUAGAAAAAAAAUGUAAAUAUGUUUUACCCAUUUUUUCAUAUAGUAUACACAGAGUAUUACCACAUUUUGCAUUAAUAAUAAUUGUAGUGUCUUGACUCUUGAGGGUAAAUUAUAAGUCAAAAUUUAAAAGCUAAAAAAUAAAUAUUUGUAUGGACUAUCAAUUUUGUACGGUUAACUAGGUAAAGACACGGCUACACUCGAGAGACAUUAUAUUAAUUUGUGAAUUUAAUUGUUUAAUGUUGAUGCUGACAAUUUUUUUGCGAUAGCAUCGAUUGACAAGCAUUCAUCCAAUGGACACCUCGAGUGCAACUGCGAGACGAGCAAUCCCUUCUAUCGAUGGCCACUACGACUUUUAUAGCGGUAAAGAGUUCCUAUAAUAACACAUUUCUAUGUUGAUGUUUUUGUGGAUAUUUUUAGAUUUAUAUUAAUAACCAUAUAAUAAAAGGAAUCCAAAAACGAUCGCAGUUUAAUUUUUCAGUUAGGUCCAGCUGUAAAGAUAUUUGAUUUUGUAAACUCUAGACCUGAAUAUUUCUGACCGUCUCAAAAAAUGAAUUCUAC
Molecule: messenger RNA, 4122 nt
Organism: Chilo suppressalis (striped riceborer)
Lineage: Eukaryota; Metazoa; Arthropoda; Insecta; Lepidoptera; Crambidae
Source: the annotation of a GenBank genome assembly